AUGGGGGUUCGAUUUUGUACAGACGGCAAUUUAAUUUUAAUUGUAAUUGAGGAUAUCGAAGAAGAAAUUAGGUUGAGGCAGAGGCAGAAGCAGCGGCAGAAGCAGGAAAAAGAGAAAAAUUUAAAAGAAUUAAUAAAAGCAGCCAAGAAGAUCCAGGCCUGGUGGCGUGGCACCCUGGUGCGCCGGACAUUGUUGCAUGCAGCCCUCAGGGCCUGGAUCAUUCAGAGCUGGUGGAGACUGACAAUGGACAAGCUGCUGCAGGAGAAGCGGAGGGCAGCCCUGAUUUCCUACGCACACAUGGAGAGGGCAGUGGUCAAGCUCCAGUCUUUGGUCCGUAUGUGGCGCAUCCACUGGCGAUACUGCCAAGUGCUCAAUGCCAUUUAUGUCAUCCAGUACCACUGGCAGUGCCACAACUGCCAGACCUGUGCUCUCCUCCGAGGCCACUGUGUAGUCACAGCCUCUCACCUGCAGUUUCACAUUGAAAUCAUCAACCCCUAA
Hippopotamus amphibius kiboko is the source of this 498-nucleotide messenger RNA. RefSeq names its product IQ motif containing F2 (gene IQCF2). The record is from RefSeq and is a predicted model, not a curated record. The transcript is spliced from 3 exons. The coding region runs from base 1 to 498 and encodes 165 amino acids. NCBI's taxonomy places the organism in Eukaryota, Metazoa, Chordata, Mammalia, Artiodactyla, Hippopotamidae. Gene Ontology annotation, molecular function: calmodulin binding.